Molecule: messenger RNA, 390 nt
Organism: Clonostachys byssicola
Lineage: Eukaryota; Fungi; Ascomycota; Sordariomycetes; Hypocreales; Bionectriaceae
Source: the annotation of a GenBank genome assembly
CCCAUCGAUCCCGAAACCUGGAACAUCGUGCUUGGUCCUCGUGCUGCUACGCUUAACGAACGCUUCGACCACACCAUCGCGAUCACCUUCGGUUACGAGCCUCUCGCCGACAUGUUCUCAACUGCUUUCCCCCCGAAUCGACUGAUCUCGGCCUCGCCGAGUGUCGUCAAACUCGCGUCGAUGCUACCAGCGGCAGAGCAUCUGGACCUCGACCUCGUUUGCUUUACGGAACGGAAUUCGUAUUCUGGUAACGAUACAUUCGGCGUUUGGGCCCCCAAGGACAAGCUAGUCAGCCACGGCAUUGAAGUCAACUCGCGGUUCGGUCAUUGGCAGGGUAUUGGUAUCGACCGCGGUAGAGAUCAUCGAGGGGCGAUAUGGACCAAACGACAC